Messenger RNA from Penicillium odoratum, 1440 nucleotides. Its product is annotated as Set1-mediated histone H3-K4 methylation subunit Swd1. Gene Ontology annotation, molecular function: protein phosphatase regulator activity; protein binding. The transcript is spliced from 5 exons. The record is from RefSeq and is a predicted model, not a curated record. The coding region runs from base 1 to 1440 and encodes 479 amino acids. NCBI's taxonomy places the organism in Eukaryota, Fungi, Ascomycota, Eurotiomycetes, Eurotiales, Aspergillaceae. Gene Ontology annotation, cellular component: protein phosphatase type 2A complex; Set1C/COMPASS complex.
AUGAACCUCUCCCUCAUUGACCCAUUUGUUCUGGCUCAGGAAUACCCAGAUACAUUGACUGAGAAACUUAGCAGCGGUCAUGCAACCUGCCUUCGCUUCAACCACACAGGCGACUACCUAGCAUCCGGUCGAGUGGAUGGCACUGUGGUCAUCUUUGAUAUUGAAACAAACGGUGUCGCGCGCAAGCUUCAAGGCCACACUCGCCAGAUCCAGUCUCUGAGCUGGUCGCGAUGCGGUCGCUAUCUCCUGACCUCAUCCCAGGACUGCAAGUGUAUAUUGUGGGACUUGGACGAUGGCUCGCGCAUACGUACCGUUCGAUUUGAGGCACCAGUGUACAUUGCUGAGCUCCACCCGUUCAACCACCUCCUAUUUGUGGCUUCCCUCUUCGAAGACCAACCUGUCCUCGUCGAUGUCUCCAAAAGAACACCCGUCAAACGCAUCCUCCCUUCUGCCCCCCUCCGACCCAAAUCCACAGAGAGCGAGGAAGUAGACCCAGCGUUGGCAGCCAAGCAAGCUAUGCAAGAUGCCAAACACUCAACCUGCGUCACCGUCUUCUCAGCCUUAGGAAACCACAUCAUUGCCGGAACCUCGAAAGGCUGGAUCAACAUUAUCGAAACCGAAACCUGCAGGACAAUUCACUCCACGCGUCUCUGCAACGGAGUGGUUAUUCUCCUCCGUCUUGCCCGUAACGGACGAGACAUACUGGUCAACAGCUCAGACCGUGUCAUUCGCACCGUUCUAAUGCCCGACCUAUCCCAACUCGGCAUCGACCUCGAAGAAUCCAACAUCAAGCUCAUCGUCGAACACAAGUUCCAGGACGUCGUCAAUCGGCUGAGCUGGAACCACGUCACAUUCUCAUCGACUGGCGAAUUCGUCACCGCGACAACCUACAUGAACCCAGACAUCUACGUCUGGGAACGCAGCCACGGAUCCCUCGUCAAGAUCCUCGAAGGCCCACGUGAGGAACUCGGCGUAGUGGAAUGGCACCCCACACGACCAAUGGUUGUAGCCUGCGGUCUGGAGAGUGGGUGCAUCUAUGUAUGGUCAAUCAUCAGCCCACAGAAAUGGUCCGCCCUGGCACCGGAUUUCGGUGAAGUAGAGGAGUGCGUCGAGUACAUGGAGCGCGAGGAUGAAUUUGACCUGCACCCAGCAGAACAGGUGCAUCGGCGCCGAUUAGACCUGGAAGACGAGGAGCCUGAUGCCGUCACCGCUGAUCCGGCUAAGGAUACGGCCGACUUUGAUCUCGCGGGUGCCUUUAGUGUCCCCGUUCUCCUGGACGUCUCAGACAGCGAGAGUGGAGAAGAUAUCAUCGCCGUUGGCCCUGGUACCAUGCGCCGAAGAACCCCUGGUGCAAGCCGGGACGCUGCCGAUGGCGACGUGGACAAAGACACUCGUGCUAAUGGUGUUUCCCGAGGCACAGGUCGGAACCGUCGGCGUUGA